Mercenaria mercenaria is the source of this 2144-nucleotide messenger RNA. RefSeq names its product complement C1q tumor necrosis factor-related protein 6-like. Bases 122 to 664 code for a protein of 180 amino acids. Lineage: Eukaryota; Metazoa; Mollusca; Bivalvia; Venerida; Veneridae. The record is from RefSeq and is a predicted model, not a curated record. The transcript is spliced from 2 exons. Gene Ontology annotation, molecular function: protein binding.
GACAAUGACACGUAGAUGCAUAUUCAAUUAUCCAGUAUACACUCGCAGAUUUUGAAAUGGCAUAAUAUUGUGAUAUAUGUACCUGUACAAAAGUAUGCGCGCAUGUUGAUACCAUAGAAGGAUGUCGCUUUCAAAAUAUUUAACAGGGUACAUAUCUGACACUGAAAGUGGGGAAAUAACUUCGACCGAUGAUGAAGAAGAGAUUACACCUAAGCCUGCAAGUUAUUCACCCGCAACUGAGUUUACCUUAAAUUUCUCUGCGCACUUGUCAACUUCUUUAUUUAAUGUGCUGCCAUAUCAUUCCGUUAUCUUUGAUAUUGUGGAUUCGAACAAAACUUAUGCCUACAAUGAGACAACGGGACGAUUUACUGCACCGUUUAAAGGAAUAUAUAUCUUUUUUAUUACAAUCACCAGCACUGAAACACUGAAAUCGUCGUUUUGCUUUAUACACAUGUUCACGCCAGUUUUUCAAGCAAAAGUGAAAACACUGGAGGAGCAAGUUGAUGGAUUUAACACAAAAACAAUGGCAGUUGUACUCAACCUAGAUAAACGCGAAAAAGUUUGGGUCAUGAAUGAUACAAAGACUUCUGAAGCAAAUCAAAUGCUGGAGCCUUAUUAUGCAACAUUUUCUGGAGGAUUAAUUGAAGCACAGGGUACAUUGUGAUUCCUGUUGGAACGAUAGGAAAAUAAAAUGUUUUGUAGAUUAAAAUGGCACAUUCUAUUCUCUCUAUACAAUAGGAAAAUAAAAUGUUGUGUAGAUUAAAAUGGCACAUUCUGUUCUCUCUAUCCGCAUUUUUGUACAGAGGGACCAUUUUACGGUUACAAACACCAUAUUAUUAAAGUUAUACAAUGUAGUCUGAAAACCGCCUUUGUAACUUAAUUUCUGCGCUGACAUCAUCCAUAGCAUGAACAUAAUUUUUGCCUACAUCGGAUAAGAUGUCGAUCUUUUUAAUACUGUCUUGGGGAAACAUUUGAUAUUUAUAUUUUAUCAAAUUGCGAUUUUGUUUAAUAUGGCGGCGAUUCAUUUUUACGCUGUUUUUUUUGCUCUUAUCAAUUGAAUUGAACAAUAAAUUGUGAACUGCAGUUUCAAUGCAAAGACACCACCAAGCGUAGAAAUGAAUCGAUGCGAUAUUGGAUGCAAUUUUAGUCAAUUUACACGUGUACAAUUAUGCAAUUUGAUAUUAAAUAUUCGUUGUCGUUUGUAUUCAUUGCUGGGAACUAAACUUCCAUUAAUAAUAGAGUGACAUUUUGUUACUCAGUGUCCGAAGUAUCUAAAUGUAUUUUCUGUCUAUACCUCCUUAGCUAUUAAACGUAAAUUACAUGACAAACACUGAAAUGCAUGAUUUGCAUGCGAUUUAAACUGCCUUAUGUUAUGGUAUCUGCUCUUAGUCCAAGAUCAGUGGCAUAAAGUCCGUUUUGAGUGCAGUUAGCCGGCUAAACAAUCCCUGACUACGUCAUGUCAAAGCGGUGGAAAGGAGUAUUAAUAGCUGCCAGCCUCACACUCGAUACUCAAACCGUUAUAUCAGAAGUUUAGUAUCUAUUAAUCGAUUAGCUCCUUAAAUAUCUGAAAAUGUAAUCUGUCUUUAUGCUGAUGAAUUAAAUCUCAUUGGGAAUACUGGCAUUUUACUGUUAUUUCUGGUAUCCAUCUUUCCAAAAUUGUUCUCGGAAUUCAUUAGAAUUUGAUUACAUACAACAACAAAAAACACGAUUAAAUGAAAUAAAAUCUUCCGUUUCGUAAUUACAAAAUCAGCAAACUUUUUAAGCAAAGAAGCAAUCUUUCUGUUUUUGAGGAAAAAAAAGUUUAUUAAUGAGGUUUAAGAAGUAUUUCAUACAAUACUUAUUGCAGUUUAAAUAGACGUGGUAUGAUUUUUCGACUCUGUCGAACAAUGCGUGUUCUUUUCCGUGAACAUCACAAUAAUAACAAAAGAUAUGUAAAAAAUCGAAUUACAGGAUAUAAGUAUUCAAUAUAUUUGCAUAACUGAGCAAUUGAUUUUAUUUCUUAAGAUAAAAUUGUGCCAACGAUCUCAAAAGUUUCAAACAAUAUGUAUUUACAGCACUAAACGUUCUCUCGACUGAGUAUUAUUAAAUAUCUUUAAUUAAUCGUCAUUCGUUUCAGUUCCUUCUGAGUACCAGUGCCAAGCAGU